Messenger RNA from Salvia splendens (bonfire salvia), 832 nucleotides. RefSeq names its product ubiquitin-conjugating enzyme E2-17 kDa. The coding region runs from base 182 to 628 and encodes 148 amino acids. The transcript is spliced from 5 exons. NCBI's taxonomy places the organism in Eukaryota, Viridiplantae, Streptophyta, Magnoliopsida, Lamiales, Lamiaceae. The record is from RefSeq and is a predicted model, not a curated record.
GAAUUUUCUAGAACCCUACCCCCACUACUAAUCUAUCUUUCUACAAUCUCUUCCCCACUAUAAAUACCUACUCUUUCUCCACAAUCCUUUCUCCCCUUCUACAUUCGACCCCCCAAUCUUCUUUUCUGCUGCUUAAUCGCUUAUUUUCUGGAUCAGGUUUAGGGCUUUGAGGGGGUUUCUGAUGGCGUCGAAGAGGAUUCUGAAGGAGCUCAAGGAUUUGCAGAAGGAUCCUCCGACAUCAUGCAGCGCCGGUCCUGUAGCAGAAGAUAUGUUCCAUUGGCAAGCAACGAUAAUGGGGCCUACUGACAGCCCUUAUGCUGGAGGUGUAUUUUUGGUGUCGAUUCAUUUCCCUCCGGAUUAUCCUUUUAAGCCACCAAAGGUUGCUUUUCGGACGAAGGUGUUCCACCCUAAUAUCAACAGCAAUGGAAGCAUUUGCCUUGAUAUUCUGAAAGAACAGUGGAGUCCUGCCUUGACUGUUUCUAAGGUCCUUUUGUCUAUCUGCUCUCUGUUGACGGACCCAAACCCUGACGACCCACUGGUGCCUGAAAUUGCUCACAUGUACAAGACAGACCGGAACAAAUAUGAGACUACUGCUCGCAGCUGGACACAGAAGUAUGCCAUGGGGUAAAUGCUGAACAAUCAACCGGUGUAGGCCUCUUCGUCUAUGGUUUAUCCAGAAAAUAAAGCAGUGUUUGGUGUGUUAUUUCCCGUAGUGGUUAACUCUUGAUGGUUGUUUAUGCAAUACUCUGAUUUCCGAAUUUGUGAAUACAAAUAUUGGACGUCUGAUCAAAAUGCAUUUUUGGUCUCAAUCAAAUAGCAAGAAAUAUGUCUA